Molecule: messenger RNA, 1883 nt
Organism: Oryctolagus cuniculus (rabbit)
Lineage: Eukaryota; Metazoa; Chordata; Mammalia; Lagomorpha; Leporidae
Gene: OR6P1
Product: olfactory receptor family 6 subfamily P member 1
Biological process (GO): G protein-coupled receptor signaling pathway
Cellular component (GO): membrane
Molecular function (GO): G protein-coupled receptor activity; olfactory receptor activity
Source: RefSeq, a predicted model, not a curated record
AUUUUUUAUGUGUGUUUUUCAAAUUUCCCUCCACCUCUCCCUUAUAAGAAUCCUCAUAAUUGCAUUUAAAAUCCAGCUAGAUAAGCAAGAAUAAUCUCUCCAUCUCAAAUUUCUUCAUUUAAUCACAUCUGCAAAAUCCUUGAAACAUUUACAGUUUCCGGAGAUUAGAAUUUCUGCAACUUUUGGGAUUCUACUGUCUAAGCUAACACACCACCCUGGAAAUGAGAGUGUCUUACUCUGGCACAGAGAAUGUACUCAUAAAUGAGUAGAAAAAUCAUGCCUUGCUAAACAGAGCUCCCAUGUUUCCUCGACUUUGUAGACCAACCUUUUUCCUGGCACACCACCUUGUACUACAGUUCAGCAAUUUCUUUAAGUGAUGGCUUCCUCUUAGUCCAAUUUAUUUCUCAAUCUAUAGCUUGCUUUCAUAUGUUUAAUACUUCAUUCAUUCAACAAGUAUAGCAUACAGGUGCUGUGAGACAUAGGAGUUUGUAGGUGUUCCUGAGGGACGUGGGGUAAGAGUAUGGCAGGGGCAAGACAAGAAUAAUAAUAUCAAGGCUAGAUCUGAAAUUAUUCAUAAGCAUUUAUCACAUAGCUACUGUAGAUAAUGCUACUAGUUAUUGAGUAUAAUCCUCAAAUCUAAGACUCUUUCUCUUGAAAUCAGAAAUGAAACAGCAAAUUGAAGGAAAAUGUAAUGACAACAAUCAAUAGGUGGAACACUGAGUAUCUGCCCAGGUUAUAAUCUGUGAGGGGUUGUUAGUGGUUUAGUCCACCUAUCCAUCUCUCUCUGUGUGCUAUUUUUUCAUGCACUCAACCGGACAGAGACCAUGAGAAAUCUGAGUGGAGGCCACAUAGCAGAGUUUGUCUUGGUGGGUUUCCCUACCUCUCCACCCAUGCAGCAUCUCCUCUUUGUCUUCUUUUUUGCAAUUUACGUGUUAACACUGUUAGAGAAUACACUUAUUGUCUCUACUAUCUGGUUCACUCCAAGCCUUCAUCGCCCCAUGUACUUUUUCCUUGGCCAUCUCUCCUUCUUGGAACUUUGGUACAUCAAUGUCACCAUUCCUCGGCUCUUGGGAGCAUUUCUUACCCAUGAUGGUCGAGUCUCCUACAUAGGUUGCAUGAGCCAACUCUACUUCUUCAUUGCCUUAGCCUGCACCGAAUGUGUCCUUUUGGCAGUUAUGGCUUACGACCGUUACCUGGCCAUCUGUGAACCUCUCCGUUACCCUAGUCUCAUGCCUUCCAUCUUGGCCACUCGCCUUGCCACUGCCUCUUGGGGCAGUGGCUUCUUCAGCUCCAUGAUGAAACUUCUGUUCAUUUCCCGACUGUCCUACUGUGGACCUAACAUAAUCAACCACUUUUUCUGUGAUAUCUCUCCACUACUCAACCUCACCUGUUCUGACAAGGAGCAAGCAGAACUGGUAGACUUCCUCCUAGCUCUGCUGAUGAUUCUGCUCCCUUUGUUGGCUGUGGUUUCAUCUUAUGCUGCAAUCAUUGCAAGCAUCCUGAGGAUCCCUACUGCACAGGGACGCCACAAAGCCUUCUCCACUUGUGCUUCUCACCUGGCUGUGGUUGUUAUUUACUACUCCUCCACUCUCUUCACCUAUGCACGACCCCGAGCUAUGUAUACCUUCAACCACAACAAGAUCAUCUCCGUGCUCUAUACCGUCAUUGUACCAUUCCUCAAUCCAGCUAUUUACUGCCUGAGAAAUAAGGAGGUGAAAGAUGCCUUCAGGAAGACAGUUCUGGGAAGAUGCCACUAAUCUAGACAUGCCCCAAACUGAUAUAUGACACAUCCUGACAGGGAAGCAAACAGGAGUUUCAUAGGGCCUUCUCAAGGAAUCAGAGAAUGGACUUACAGGGAACAUGAAUAUCUAUCAAUCUAUUAU